UAGAGAGAACUCUACAUAACUUUCUGUGAUGCAUAUAUAAAAUUUUCUUUAUAUCCUAUAUAUAAGUUAACCAUUAGGAUAGUCAAUAAGUGAAAUUUAAUUUUAAACAUCAUGAACAUAUGGAAAUUCUUCCUCUGUUAUUCUGCGGAAACAAUAUCACUUUUUUUAAGCUUUUUCAAAAUUGUUAUGAUAGUAGUGCUGCUGCAUCAUGAUAAUCAAACAUGUGAUGCAAUUACUAAUAGCCAAACAUAUUGUACCCCUUCUUCAUGCGGCGAAAUCACCAACAUCAAGUAUCCGUUUCGACUUAAAGAUGACCCAGUCACCUGUGGUAAUCCGAGGUAUGAGUUGUCAUGUGAAAACAACAUGACAGUGUUGGCUCUGUUUUCGGGUAAAUACUAUGUGCAGGAAAUCAACUACGUACGCUACACAAUUCGGUUAGUUGAUUCUGGAAUCCAAGAGACUGAUUGCUCAUCCAUUCCUAAGUAUUCCUUAGCGGCGUCAAAUUUCUCAGUUCCUCUCAUGAAUAAUUAUAACGACUACGUGGAUCCAUAUGAAAUGGAUUAUGGUUCUGGGCACAUAAUAUACUUGAACUGUAGUAAACCAGUGAAGGAUGAUCCUGAGUAUGUUGAUAUAGGUCACUGCAUCAACAGGGACUCCAAAAGCUAUCUUUAUGCUUUUGCUGCGGCGGCUCCGUACUAUUCGGAUGGUCUUGUUUUUAGCGACUUUUCGGUUGGGAGAUUAAAAGAUUACUGUAACGUGAAGGUUGUUGGUAUGAUAUCAAUAUCAGCGUUUCAUAGUAACAGAGUCAGAGAUGAUGUACCAAAUGGAUCCCUUUCAAACGAGCAAAUUCAUGGAAUGCUACUCUAUGGCUUUCAGCUAUCGUGGAUAGCUAGUCCUUGUAGAGAUACUUGCGACGAUGACCAAAUCUGCAACUUCAAUGGAACCACCAGAAAUAUUGAAUGUUCCUACCUAGGCGACAUGCCUGGUUAUUGCAAAUAUCCAUUGGAGAAACAUGUCCACAAAACAUGCGACCAACUGUGGAAGCCGCGCAGAUAUGUUGAAGAUCUAGCAAUUGGCAUUGUUAAAGGAAUAGCCCAAAUAUUUAGGAUAACAGCCACUCAAACAAUAGAGAAAGGGUCAGACUCUCUAAUUGCUAUCGAGAUAGGAAGAGUGACCGGAAGAUAUAUUUUACCAUAUUUUGUUCCGAGAUUUAUACUGGGUCUUUUGAUUUUCUUUAUGCUAUUGAUAUAUAUGUAUGGGAGAAGACAUAUAUCAAUUUAUGCAAAUAUUGAAGGUUUUCUUCAAAGAAGUACCUUAAUGCCAAUUAGGUAUUCACACAAAGAAAUAAAGAAUAUGACAAGAUGUUUCAAAAACAAGCUGGGUGAAGGAGGAUUUGGAGCUGUUUAUAAAGGAAAGCUUCGUAGUGGAUCAUUUGUAGCCAUAAAGAUGUUGGGAAAAUCAAAGGGUAAUGGACAAGAUUUUAUCAAUGAAGUCGCAACUAUAGGGAGAAUACAUCACGCCAACGUGGUUCGACUUAUUGGAUUUUGUGUGGAAAGAUCAAAACGAGCUCUUGUUUAUGAAUUCAUGCCCAAUGGUUCUCUUGAUAAAUACAUUUCUUCUAGAGAGAAUGUUAUUACUCUAACUUAUAAACAAAUGUUUGACAUAUCUCUUGGAGUGGCUCGUGGAAUUGCUUAUUUACAUCAAGGAUGUGACAUGCAAAUUUUACAUUUUGAUAUCAAGCCACAUAACAUACUUCUAGACGAGAACUUUAUCCCCAAAGUUUCAGACUUUGGUCUUGCGAAGCUUUAUCCUAAUAACAUUAGCAUUGUCACUUUGACUGCAGCAAGAGGUACAAUUGGUUAUAUGGCUCCUGAAUUAUUUUAUCAAAAUAUAGGAGGAGUUUCCUAUAAGGCUGAUGUAUAUAGCUUUGGAAUGCUUUUGAUGGAAAUGACAAGUAAGAGAAGAAAUUUAAAUCCACAUGCGGAUCGUUCAAGCCAACUUUUCUUUCCGUUUUGGAUCUACAAUCAAUUGGUUGAAGAAAAGGACAUAGAAAUGGAUGAAAUUUCAGAUGAAGAAAUGAUUAAUGUGAAAAAGAUGUUCAUAACCGCGUUGUGGUGUAUACAAUUAAAACCAAAUGAUCGUCCUCCGAUGGACAAAGUAAUAGAGAUGCUAGAAGGGAAUAUUGAUGACAUCGGAAUUCCUCCAAAACCUUCUCUAUAUCCAAAUGAAAUUAUUCAGGAAGAUCUCGAUGUAACCUCUGAGGAAUUUGAGUCAGAUGCUGUUACUGAUUGAGUCAGGUGCUGUUACUGACUUUGUUAUUUUCUACAUGGAACAAACAUAUAGCCUUUAUAUAAUGUAUUCUACUUUACAAUUGUUGCACGUUUCAUAAUAAUAUCUUCUAAAUUAAACUUAUGUGGC
Molecule: messenger RNA, 2418 nt
Organism: Vicia villosa (hairy vetch)
Lineage: Eukaryota; Viridiplantae; Streptophyta; Magnoliopsida; Fabales; Fabaceae
Product: LEAF RUST 10 DISEASE-RESISTANCE LOCUS RECEPTOR-LIKE PROTEIN KINASE-like 2.1
Exons: 4
Coding region: 112-2292 (726 amino acids)
Biological process (GO): protein phosphorylation
Molecular function (GO): protein kinase activity; polysaccharide binding; ATP binding
Source: RefSeq, a predicted model, not a curated record